GAGGGACAGGAGGGGGAAGAGAGGAGGAAGGAGGAAGGAGCUCAGGAGGGAUGAGAGAGGCGGCCAGGGCCCCGGGCCGAAGCAGCACCGGGCCGGGGGACCAGGGGGGCUGAAGCACCCCGAUUGUUCCCUCCCCCUUUCCCUACCUCUUUCCAUCCUUUCCUUCCACCCUCCUGCUUGAAGAAGGGAAUUUAUUCAAAUUUUAUUUAAAUCCCUGUCUCUGGAGGGUCGCGCGCUGGGGGGGAGGGGGAGAGGGCAGGGGCGUACGCAGGCUGGGGGGGCGGGGCCGAAGCAGCUUCCUUCACCCCCCUCGGUUUGCCAGAUAGUAGUAGGGCAAGGGGCCUCAGUCCAGGGGCGGGUCCAGGGGAGGGGGGCAGGUUACAGGGACCCCCCCCUCCCCGGGAACCGGCGGUGGGCGGGGCUUGAACCCCGGAAACGGUGGGGGCCCCAGGCCUGGACCUGGACCCCUGGGCAGUGGGGGCUGGAAAGGGGCCAGUUAAAGGGUCCUGGGCGCUGGGGAGAGGUAGGGCGGGGUUGGGGGAGGGGAGCUGGGACUGGGACCCGGGACUGAGAGGGGCCCGGGCAGAAGCUGAGCACCCUGCGUCCGAGGAGCCCCCGUUGGCCUGGGGGGGCUGAGGGACUGAGCCCCCCAGAGCAGGACCUCCCCCUGGAAGGGCCGCGCCGCAGCCCGUGGGAGGGCCUCGCCCCCGGCGCCCCCCAUCUCCACUCGCUGCCGUCCCGGCCUCCACCGGAGGGAGGGGCCGAGCGCCCUCGGGGGGCCGUGGACCCCGGCGUUCUGAGCGUUCCGCGCCCCGCGCCGCCCGGCCCCCCCGCCGCCGAUGGCCGCCGACCCGCCGGGAGCUGCCGAGAAGGGAGAGAUGGCUCCCGGGACACGUGUGAGCCCUCGGCGUUGCUGACGCCCCCAAUGUCGUCGAGCAGCCGGGGGCCGGGGGCCGGAGCGCGCCGACGCCGAACCCGCUGCCGCCGCUGCCGGGCCUGUGUGCGAACUGAGUGCGGGGACUGCCACUUCUGCCGAGACAUGAAGAAGUUCGGGGGGCCUGGGCGCAUGAAGCAGUCGUGCCUGCUCCGGCAGUGCACUGCCCCCGUGCUCCCACACACAGCUGUGUGCCUCUUGUGUGGGGAGGCUGGGAAGGAGGACACAGUGGAGGGAGAGGAAGAGAAAUUUGGUUUGAGCCUCAUGGAGUGUACAAUCUGCAAUGAGAUCGUCCACCCUGGCUGCCUGAAGAUGGGGAAGGCUGAGGGUGUCAUCAAUGCAGAAAUUCCUAACUGCUGGGAGUGCCCUCGCUGUACCCAGGAAGGCCGGACUAGCAAGGAUUCAGGUGAGGGACCAGGCCGUCGCAGGGCCGACAAUGGCGAGGAGGGCGCCAGCCUGGGGAGUGGAUGGAAGCUGACAGAGGAGCCCCCGCUUCCACCACCCCCACCCAGGCGCAAGGGUCCCCUGCCUGCUGGGACCCCCCCAGAGGAUGUGCCUGGGCCCCCCAAAAGAAAGGAGAGGGAGGCAGGGAAUGAGCCCCCCACCCCAAGGAAAAAGGUGAAAGGAGGCCGUGAGAGGCACCUGAAGAAGGUGGGUGGAGACGCCUGCCUCCUCCGAGGAUCGGACCCAGGCGGCCCAGGCCUUCUGCCCCCCAGGGUUCUGAAUCCAAGCCAGGCUUUCUCAUCCUGCCACCCUGGGCUCCCUCCCGAGAACUGGGAGAAACCAAAACCACCUUUGGCCUCUGCUGAGGGCCCAGCAGCGCCAUCCCCAUCACCACAGAGGGAGAAGCUAGAGCGUUUCAAGCGGAUGUGCCAGCUGCUAGAGCGGGUGCCUGACACCUCCUCAUCCUCCUCGGACUCAGACUCAGACUCCGACUCAUCAGGCACAUCGCUGAGUGAGGAUGAGGCCCCUGGUGAGGCCCGGAAUGGGCGACGGCCAGCCCGGGGCAGCUCCGGCGAGAAGGAGAACCGUGGGGGACGACGGGCUGUACGCCCUGGCAGUGGGGGGCCCCUCCUCAGUUGGCCAUUGGGCCCUGCCCCACCGCCUCGGCCCCCACAGCUGGAACGGCAUGUAGUACGGCCCCCACCUCGAAGUCCUGAGCCCGACACACUGCCUUUGGCUGCUGGAUCCGACCACCCUCUGCCUCGUGCUGCCUGGCUUCGUGUCUUCCAGCACCUUGGGCCCCGAGAGCUAUGCAUUUGCAUGCGAGUCUGCCGGACUUGGAGCCGCUGGUGCUAUGACAAGCGUCUGUGGCCUCGAAUGGAUCUGAGCCGGCGGAAGUCACUGACUCCACCGAUGCUUAGUGGUGUGGUUCGUCGCCAGCCCAGAGCCCUGGACCUCAGCUGGACAGGUGUCUCCAAGAAGCAGCUCAUGUGGCUUCUGAACCGACUGCAAGGCCUGCAGGAACUGGUGCUGUCUGGCUGUUCCUGGCUCUCUGUCUCUGCCCUGGGCUCAGCCCCACUGCCAGCCCUGCGGCUCCUGGACCUGCGCUGGAUCGAGGAUGUUAAAGACUCCCAGCUCCGUGAGCUGCUGCUGCCUCCGCCUGACACCAAACCAGGGCAAACAGAGAGCCGGGGGCGGCUGCAGGGGGUAGCAGAGCUCCGCUUGGCAGGCCUGGAGCUGACAGAUGCGUCCCUGCGGCUCCUGCUGCGCCACGCACCCCAGCUGAGUGCCCUGGACCUGAGCCACUGCGCCCAUGUCGGGGACCCCAGCGUCCAUCUCCUCACAGCCCCCACCUCCCCACUCCGAGAGACCCUGGUACACCUCAAUCUUGCUGGUUGCCACCGCCUCACUGACCAUUGCCUUCCGCUGUUCCGCCGCUGCCCUCGUCUACGCCGUCUAGACCUGCGCUCCUGCCGCCAGCUCUCACCAGAAGCUUGUGCCCGGCUGGCAGCUGCUGGGCCCCCUGGCCCCUUCCGCUGCCCAGAAGAAAAACUGCUUCUCAAGGACAGCUAGUUGGGUGCCCCCCACUCUCCCCCAGGACUCAUCAGGAGCCUGGACCCCGGGCCUUCAUUUCACUCCUGCCAGGAGGCCAGGUUACCCACCUCAUAACUUGGGAUUCCUGAGCUUUCUGACAUGGGAUUCCUGCCCAGGGACUUGAGCCAGCCUCCCCACUCUUUACCCCCUGCACUGAUAUUUCUGGGGGUCUCUCCCUCCUAUCUCCUCCCCUUUCCACCUGCUUCAUUGUCCAUCCCCUGGGGGGAGAGAAUCAGAGGUACUGGGGGUUGCUGAGCCAAAGGGAUGGUGGGAGGGGGGGUAAGGUGCAAGUUUGAGGGAGGGAGAAUGGGGGAAAUGUAUCUACACACAAGAUACUGGGAGCCAGGGGCUGGGGGAGGUGGAGGAUGGGCUGGGGUGGGGGGACACAGAAAGCAGACCACCAAGGGUGCAGGGAACAGACCAGAUACUUGGACGUGGGGGGAGGGGCAAAAAGGGAAACCAGAGGAGCAAUUAGAUGUUGGGGGAGGGGGGACUGGGGCAACCAGGGAAAGCCAGGACUAAGAGGAGUCCAGGGGUUGGGGCAAGAGCAGGUGUGGGGGCAGUAAGUACUCCCUCAGGGGGUCACUCCUCCCCUUACUCCCUCCCCAGUUUCAGUUCUUCCCCCAACCCUGACUCUUUGAAAGUCCACUGACAAUGGCAGCUAUUGCGAGGAGUGGGGGCCAGCUGGCCUACCUGCUGUUCAACGUGGCCCAGGGGAGUGGUGAGGGGUACCCCAGCCCCCUACCUGCCUU
Messenger RNA from Phyllostomus discolor (pale spear-nosed bat), 3723 nucleotides. RefSeq names its product F-box and leucine rich repeat protein 19 (gene FBXL19). Gene Ontology annotation, molecular function: DNA binding; histone demethylase activity; zinc ion binding. Lineage: Eukaryota; Metazoa; Chordata; Mammalia; Chiroptera; Phyllostomidae. Gene Ontology annotation, biological process: protein demethylation; regulation of transcription by RNA polymerase II. The transcript has 11 exons. Bases 926 to 2950 code for a protein of 674 amino acids. The record is from RefSeq and is a predicted model, not a curated record.